Messenger RNA from Dama dama (fallow deer), 664 nucleotides. RefSeq names its product histone H4-like. Lineage: Eukaryota; Metazoa; Chordata; Mammalia; Artiodactyla; Cervidae. Gene Ontology annotation, biological process: nucleosome assembly. Bases 156 to 608 code for a protein of 150 amino acids. Gene Ontology annotation, cellular component: nucleosome. The transcript has a single exon. Gene Ontology annotation, molecular function: structural constituent of chromatin; protein heterodimerization activity; DNA binding. The record is from RefSeq and is a predicted model, not a curated record.
UUAGUAAAAAAUGUUAACUUCUUUAGUCUGACCCAGUUUUAAAAUGCGUUCGAAAAUUCCCACUUAAGGAAGGAGGACCCACAAGAGAAUCCUCAGAGAAGGGCCCGCUCGGUGGGCGGGGACUAAGUUGUCGUGACGUCACCCAGAACUGCGUCAUGAGGGGAGGGGCUGGCAGGCUAAAUGAAUGUGCCCGCGAAAGCGAUUUCAGUUCUCACUUCGGUCCGGAACCCGCUCAUAUAAAGGAAUUGCCUCUGCUUUGUCGGUGCUGUUUUGAAAGUUCUCUUAGCAGCUUUACCAUGUCUGGACGCGGCAAGGGCGGGAAGGGCCUUGGGAAAGGCGGCGCUAAGCGUCACCGCAAGGUUCUUCGCGAUAACAUCCAGGGCAUCACCAAGCCUGCCAUCCGUCGUCUGGCCCGGCGUGGAGGAGUUAAGCGCAUUUCUGGCCUCAUCUAUGAGGAGACCCGCGGGGUGUUGAAGGUGUUCCUGGAAAACGUGAUCCGCGAUGCGGUCACUUACACCGAGCAUGCCAAGCGCAAAACUGUCACCGCUAUGGAUGUGGUCUACGCGCUGAAACGCCAGGGCCGCACCCUCUACGGCUUUGGCGGUUAAGUUGCCGGUUUCCAGCGUUCUUAAUAUUUCCACCAAAGGCCCUUUUCAGGGCCGCC